Molecule: messenger RNA, 2604 nt
Organism: Penaeus chinensis
Lineage: Eukaryota; Metazoa; Arthropoda; Malacostraca; Decapoda; Penaeidae
Gene: WDR79
Product: telomerase Cajal body protein 1-like
Exons: 11
Coding region: 94-1737 (547 amino acids)
Biological process (GO): Cajal body organization
Cellular component (GO): Cajal body
Molecular function (GO): RNA binding; protein binding
Source: RefSeq, a predicted model, not a curated record
AGAUGGUUCUGUCACGUUACGAAUGUUGUGUUGGCACGGCGAGGCAGGCUGUCAGCAACGCCUGAAUGGCCCUCCCUCUCGACAAUAGGCCGUAUGGAAGCUAAGUUUGAAAGUGAUGAUGAAACAGUGAAUGGGAGAGAUUAUGAACUAGAAAGGCAUAAAGCACAAGUUCUGGCAGAAGUGGAUGCAAUUUUUGGCUUUAAGCAGAAAAGUAGUGAAGCAGCAGUUAAUGAUGUUGAAGAAACAUCAAAAGGAAAUGCAGAGAAAGUGUAUAACAGAGAACAACAGAGUAGUAAAUAUAAUGAAUAUACACACAACAGAGAAAAAGAAGUACAAAGCACAGGUUUUUCUGAACCCUUCAUGAUACCCAAAGAUACUAGAUAUAUGAUGAGUCCAAAAGAGGCAGCAGAAUACAGUGAAAGAAGUACUGAAAAUCAUGAAGAAAGAAAUGAACAAAGAGAGAGAGACCCAACAGAAUCACAUUCCCAAGAAGAAAGUGAAAGAGUGGAAGCAAGUGAAAGAGAGAAUGAUGUGCCAAUGGAAACAGAAAAUGUGCACUAUCGGCAGCUAAUGAAAUUUGACUUCGAGUCUCCUGUUGAAGCUCUGGAUUAUAAGAAGUGUUUUCAAGAAAUGGCAGAGAAUUAUACAAAAGGAUGUAAAUGGUCUCCAGAUGGCUCAUGUUUGUUGGUUGGGAGUGUGGACAAGAAGCUGCGUCUCUUCAACCUUCCGAAUCCAGUGGCAAUGGGACAAUGUCUAGAUGAAUCUUGGCAAGAAGAAAGCGAACGAUACAACCUUCCAGCUGUUACAGUCCGGGAAAGAGAACUCAUCUAUGAUUAUAUGUGGUAUCCUCACAUGCGUUCUGAUAAUCCCCAGUCUUGCUGUUUUGCAGUGACUUGUCGUGAUCAGCCAGUCCAUCUGUGGGAUGCCUGGAAUGGAAAUCUUGUCUGCAGUUAUCAGUCCUAUGAUCACUUGGAUCAGUUGGUGGCAGCAAAGAGUAUCGGAUUCAGUCUGGAUGGCUCCAUGCUUCUCUGCGGCUUCAAGAAAACCAUCCGAAUAUUCCACACAAGUCGACCUGGCAGAACUUUUGAGGCCAUUGAUGCUAAAGGUCAGCCUGGAAUUAUAUCGUGUAUGGCCUUUAACCCACAACUGCCAAACAUCUUUGUUGCUGGGAGCUACCUUGGCAAUUUAGGGUUUUACAACACUAGAAGGAACAAUCUUUUCUGUCGACUAGAUGGAUGCACAGGAGGCGUUACACAGGUUGCUUUCUCUCCUUGUGGAAUAAAAUUGUAUAGCGGAACACGAAAGGACGAUGAAAUUCUUUGCUGGGACAUCAGGAAGUUAGGGACUAUUUUGUAUAGUUUGAAGAGGGAGAUCAGCACAAAUCAGAGAAUCUCCUUUGAUUUAGAGCCACAACUCUGCAGGUUCCUUGUGUCGGGGGACACAAGAGGCAAGGUACAGAAAUGGGAUUUAGAGCAGCAAGGAACAACUGAACUUGAUGACAGUGUGCCAGUUCUGGAACCUAGUGCAUCUUUUCAGGCUCAUAAAGACUGCUGUAAUGGAAUAAGCCUGCAUCCUUACAGUGCCAUUUUAGCUACUAGCUCUGGGCAGAGACACUUCCCAGAGCCAGUGGAAAGUGACUCCAGUUCCAAUGAAAGUGCAUCGAAACCCAUGUUUUCCAAGAAGAAAAUCACACAAGAAAACACUGUGAAAUUAUGGUGGCUUGGAGGGCGAAGCUAAACCAUUCCAAUCACCAGUGAUAUAAUUAGCUAUUUGUAGAGCUGGACUUUUACAGAGAAAAGACCUGUUUUGUUUACGGGAUUUUGAAGAAAGUUUCUGAACCUCUACUAUUUUUUACAUUAAAUUGUUAUGAAAAUAUCCCAAAAGUAACAGGGAAUUAUCAUAUUUGCCUUGUUCUAUUUUUUUUUUUUUUUUAUUGGGAAUAAAAUGUUUCACACAGUAUUAAUAUGAUUAUCCAUUUGGUUUUGUAUAUCAAAAUUAUAUAACAUUUAUAAAAUUGAUAUAAUCAAAAUGAGGAAUUUGCAUUUUAUUAAUAAUCAUAAUGUGUGGUACUGUAGAUUCCAGAUUCCACUACAGAAACCCAGCCAUGGUCUCUGAGCUACUUCCGUCUACCCAGCCUCCUUUUUAGAUGACACUAAAUCCUUUCCCCAGACACAUACAACCUGACUUUAAAUGUUAUGACUGCAUAAUAUUUUCUAAGACAAUCAUAAACUUUAGAUCAGGGGGUAGCAACCUGUGUGCAGUAAUUUUGCCUCGUCUAGCUUUUUGCUAAAUGUUGAGACCUAGUGACACAGUGCAUCAAGUCAACACAAAUUGAUGAAUCUAUUCUUGUGGCAUAAUGUUACUCAAAUAAACAGUAUGUCUACUUCAUUAAUACUUGCAAUUAUGUAUGCCAAUGUUUAUCACCAUUGACAUUUAUUGAUUUUCAUGUAAAUAAUUCUAAUUAGAGCAAAGUUAUUGCGGUUCUGUUUUUAUUAUAUCAUGAAUAUAUAACUUGUCAUUUAAUUUGUAUUUUAAAACAUUACAUUAAUAUGUUCAUCAAUACAUUCCCCAAGAUUUAAUAAAAGGAAACAUGUUUCAUAAUAA